AUGGUAGGGUCAAAUCAAACUUUUGCUGAAGUGCAAGAACCAAAGCCUUUUGCUCAAUGGACUGCUGAUGAAAACAGGCGAGCUCAAUAUGACGUUAAAGCCAGAAACAUUAUAUCAUCUGCUCUAACUCUUGAUGAGUUCUACAGAAUUUCUGUCUGCACCAGUGCACGCGAGAUGUGGGAAAUCCUUCGAGUGACUCAUGAAGGAACUGACGAUGUUAAACGGGCUAGAAAGAACUCCUUGAUACAAGAAUAUGAGAUGUUUCGAAUACAGACUUGGCAGCCAAAGGUGACGACUAUCACGGAGUCACAAAAUCUUGCAACAAUGACCAUGGCGGCUCUGUUUGGAAAACUGAGAGAGCACGAGCUUGAGUUGGGAAGACUGAAUGAUGAAGAAGAUCAAGGAAGAAAGAAGAAUAUUGCAUUCAAAACUGAGGUUAUAAAAGGCAAGAAGCAAAAAGAGGAAGAAGAUUCUGAUGAUGAUGAGAAUCUCAGUCUCAUGAUAAAGAAGUUCACAAAGUUCAUGAAGUCCAAAGGAAUAAAUCAAUUCAAGAGAUCCGAUGAGGAAGAAGCAAACCUUUGCUUAAUGGCCAAUAGUGAUCACUCUGACAGUGAGUUAACUUCCAAAGCUAGAAAAUCAAUGUGGUACCUUGACAGUGGAUGCUCAAGACACAUGACGGGUGAUAAAAGGAAGAUCAAGAAUCUCAAAAGAAAGGAUCAAGGAUUUGUUACAUAUGGAGAUAACAACAAAGGGAAAAUAAUUGGAAUUGGAGAUGUUGGUGGAGGGGAUACCUUGGAGAUCAAGGAUGUGCUACUUGUAGAAGGACUGAAGCACAAUCUUCUCAGUAUUAGUCAACUAUGCGACAAAGGUCUCAAAGUUAUCUUUGAAAGUGAUUACUACACUAUCCACCAAAAGGAUUCUAAGGAAAUUGCUUUAAAAGAUAUGAGACACAACAUAUCUAUUUAA
This is a messenger RNA of Vigna unguiculata (cowpea), 966 nucleotides long. NCBI's taxonomy places the organism in Eukaryota, Viridiplantae, Streptophyta, Magnoliopsida, Fabales, Fabaceae. The record is from RefSeq and is a predicted model, not a curated record.